Molecule: messenger RNA, 1467 nt
Organism: Bolinopsis microptera
Lineage: Eukaryota; Metazoa; Ctenophora; Tentaculata; Lobata; Bolinopsidae
Exons: 2
Coding region: 90-1397 (435 amino acids)
Source: RefSeq, a predicted model, not a curated record
GGAUCGUGAAAAAUAUAACAUGGCCGAUAUGAUAUCUAGUUCAGACUCACACAGUGGUAUUGUUAUCCCAAAGUUUUCUUCCCUUGGAUAUGAGCCCCAAAACACAAGUGCUCGAGUUAACUACAAUCUACAGAUCACGAAGUCCCAAAAACUCAAGAUUCAAAUCUAGGAGCACUGAAAAUUUUAGAACAUCCAGAUUUUCUCCAAGUCGUAACAAAAUAAAUAGAUCCCGAUCUAGAUCACGGUCCAAAUCACGGUCUAGAUCACGGUCCAGAUCACGAUCCAGAUCACGAUCCAGAUCACAAUCUAAAUCAUUCAGCUUCAACUUUCCAAGACAUAGAUCUCCAACUCCUAAACUCUCAAACCUGAUGGAUAAAUAUUCUGCUCCGAAGGAGAAAAAAGGUCCUGACGUUGCCAAUGUAUUAAAAUCUGUUCUCGUUAGUGUGCUCAAUGCUCCAGAUGUCAAAUCUAUGAUAGCUUCUAUUCCAGCAGGGAGUAGUCGUGUUGAACUGCUCAGUGGAUUGAUAGAGGAACAACUCACCCAAUCUGUUUCCAAAAAUCUUCUCAACCAGAUUAUUGGAGAUACUUACAAGGCGGUUCCUUCUGUCAGUGAUACAUCAUAUUGUGAUUAUGCAACUUUAGGUGACGGCCAUAAUGUGUAUCAAGAAAGUAAAGAGCAAAUCCCCGGAUCGUCUGAAGGAAAAAUACUAGGUAGUCAUGAUUCAUCGACACUAAUCUCCCUUCCUAGUUCCAAGUUUGUUCCUUUAGAGCCUACAGUUGAGCAGUCGAAAAUGUCUUUACUAGGAUCGUACGUAAAGAAUCUAUUUCAUAAAAACGAGAUAAAAUAUUGUGACGAGGACAGUUCAGAGAGCAAUGAAAUGCUGUUGAUUGACUAUAAAGCCAAAUACUUGCUACGUGACGGCCAUCAAAGGAUCCUACCAUUAAUGGCAAGAAAAGCAAACAUCAACCAAGAGAUGUACUGUGGACAUUGCAGGCAAGAAUUCGUGUCUCUGGCUGAAAAAUGUACACAUGAGAAAUCUUACUUGCACCAAAUGAUUUCUGGAGAUUGGUGGACGAAGCACACGCAACCUCCCAAGUAUAUUCCUAUGUUUAUCAACAACGUUAGGUGUGAACGUAUGUUCAUUUGGUGUAUUAUAUGUUUUGAGAAACACGGAAUAGAUACAAAUGAGCAAUUGUUCCAGCAUUUAAAAAGUUCUCAUCAUCAGUUUAAUAUGUCCUGUUGGAAGGAAUGUUAUGAUACUUGGCCUUUACACGAGUGGUGUUUAUGGAAGGAUGUACAGUCUUUCAAACAGACUCUACCUAAAUCAAUUACUGUUGAUGGAUUUGAUUGGCCAAAUCAGGUAAAGUUUUGCAUUCUACCCGAUGACAAAAUUUGAAGACGUUUCCUGCAUACCUAUUUAGAGUUCAAAAGUUUUACUUAGAAUUAAACAGAUUUAUUAUCUUCUU